Brassica rapa (field mustard) is the source of this 7519-nucleotide messenger RNA. Its product is annotated as ethylene-responsive transcription factor ERF056. Lineage: Eukaryota; Viridiplantae; Streptophyta; Magnoliopsida; Brassicales; Brassicaceae. Gene Ontology annotation, molecular function: DNA-binding transcription factor activity; sequence-specific DNA binding. The record is from RefSeq and is a predicted model, not a curated record. Gene Ontology annotation, cellular component: nucleus. Gene Ontology annotation, biological process: regulation of DNA-templated transcription.
UUAUUUCAAAUUAUGAAAACUCGAAAACGUAAUAAAAAAGGGUAAAUGUAUAAAACAAACUCCUAUAUUAAUAAAGUAAUAAGAAACCUAAACAAUAAAAUUAAAGAAUUAUAAAAUACAUAACACUAAGAUAUAAAUUGUAUAUUUAAAUUUAUAUAAUAAUAUCAAAAUUAAAUAUUUAUAAAAUGAAAAUAUAUCCGCACAGUGUGCGGAAUAAACUCUAGUUUUUUUAUUAUUAUAAAGUAUUUAUAAUCCCCAUUCUUCUUUGCCUAGCCCGUACCUAGAACGUAAAGUCAAUAGUGUCCACAUAAAACUACAAUAAUCUAAUAAGAUGCUAUAUAUCAUCAAAUGCGCAUGUAUAUAUUAGUUACUAGAAUCUCACAUAUUUAAAGAGCCUUUUGUAUUGGUCCUUUCAGUUAAUGGUAAAAUGGUUUGCAGGCAAGUUGGCUUUUCAAAGAAUCUUAGAAUCAACCGUUUAGUUAUUGUGUUUGUUGUUCUGGCUUUUACAACCUUUUUGUAAAUUAAACUAAAGAAUAUUUAUCAAUUCUUAAAUGUGUACGAAAUGGUCUAAAAUCAAAGUAAAUGUGAAAAACACGUAGCCAUAGUAAAUAACUCUCCAACUACCAUGUGCCAUAAGUAUUUACUUCACCACUAUCUUCAACCUCUAUCAUCAAAAAUAAUAUAUCUUGAAAAUUUAUAAUAAUAUGAAAUCAUAUAAUUAGUUUGAGCUUUUUCCAAAAAUUGUUUUGUUUCCAUACAAACCUAAAAUUAUAUGAUCAGGUCACUAAACACAUUUAAAAGAUUCAAAUCGUGGAAGCUUGCGAUUGAUUGGAUGGUCCAAAACCUUUGAAUUAUUCCCCAAAAUUGGGUCAUAUAUUGUGUGUUAAAACCUGGAAUUAAAACAUGUCUUAAACCCAAUAAAAACAUAUAUUUUAUUUCUCCGACCGGCUAGGUCCAAAGCACAUCUAGACAUGGCAAUCUCCUAUUGGUUCUUACCUUCAUUCAUGAUUAAUAUAAAAUUUGAUGAUAUUUGUGAUGAAUAUUUCUUAAGUAAUGUUUAGACGAAUUCAAUGGAUACAGCCGUUAUAAAAGCCGUUGCUUUUUCCUUUGUGUAUUAUAAAAAUCUCACCUUUACAAAACUCAAUUGCAGCCAUAGAUCUCUACUUCGAUCCUCUCAUGGAAUCCAAGCCCCUCGGCCUAAACCAGCUCACACCAUACCAAACAUACCAGAUUCAGAAGCAGCUCAACCAUAGGCGCAGCACAACCUCAACCCUCUCUCCAAACCAAAUCCUAAUGAAGAAACUCUCACCUUCUUCCUCCAACUCCCAGAAGCUCUACAAAGGCGUAAGGCAAAGGCAUUGGGGAAAAUGGGUCGCUGAGAUCCGUCUGCCUAAAAGCCGGACCCGGCUCUGGCUCGGAACGUUUGGAACCGCCGAGGAAGCUGCCUUGGCUUAUGACCAAGCCGCUUUUCAAAUCCGUGGAGAUAUCGGAAAGCUUAACUUCCCAGACAUCAAACACGAAGAGAUCAAUUCUCUCCCUUCCUCUGUUGAUGCCAAGCUCCAAGCUAUUUGUCAGAGUUUGAGAAACACAGAGGAGACUUGCUCUGUUUCGGAGAAAUCAGAAGACAUGUGCUCUGUUUCGGAUAAAACAGAGCUUUUCUUGACAAAAACAGAGCAUAUGGAAAUGAAAUUCUCCGAUGAUUCACCAAGAACCGACAAGAACUCGUUGUGGGAUGAGUCUAAAUUGGAAUCUUCGUAUUCAGAACAGGGCAUAACGUUCCUAGAAUUCUCGGAUUCUGAGUUCGACGAGAUUGGGAGAUUCGGACUUGGGAAGUUUCCUUCGGUGGAGAUCGACUGGGAUGCGAUUAGCAAAUUUUCUGAAUCAUAAUGCUUACGAAGUAUUUUUCCUUUGUUGGUCGUUUAGUGUGUAGAUAAUCUCCAUGUGUUGGUUUGGCUCGGUAAGUUUUAAAGUCCUUGCCGUUUAACUAACCGUAGAAAAUCUACUUAUCCGAAAACAACAGUUAUGUAAUUUUCUUUUGUUUUAUACUUCACUAGCAUAAACCCGCCCGUAGGGCGGGCGAGCAAGUGAAAAGUAAUUGAAAUUAUGUUAUAUUUUAAUAUGUGUAAAUAUUUUCAAUUUAUUCUAAACUAAAAAUAAAGUUAAUCUUUAAUAUCUAUUUUAGUUUUUAUUAAAAACCAAAGACCUGAUAAAUUAAUAAGAAAAUAUUUUUCAUUAAUGUAAUUUAUUUUACCUUUUUUAUCUUUGCUAUACCUUUAUUAAAAAAGUAAGUAAAUUACUUGUGAUUACAGUUGAAAUUUAAUAUACAAAUCAUGAAUUAUUUCAUUCUUAUAUAUAUAUAUUUUGAAUAUGUUGAUAUUUUUCUUUUCUUUUAUAUAUUUUAAACCUAUUCAUGAUUUAGAUAAUGUGAAAAAUGAAUCAAUUUAAAAGUUGUUUCUAAGGUUAGUUAAAUAACAUAACAAUUCAAAAUUGAUUGUUUAAGAAUAUAUAUAUUUUAUCAAAUUAACCAUACCAUCCAAACAGAUUAAGAUUAUUAAACAAAUAUUGUUUUUAGAGUAGAAUUGGCUGUUAUUUUUAUUUGAUUACCUUUUGAAUAUAAUUAUUUAUUAUUAAAUUUUGUUGUUUUAUUUUCAUAAUAUUAUAUUUUGAAUAGAUAUAUUGCGUACUAUAUUUUUGGACUGAGUAACAUUGAUUUACUGAAUAACUAUGUUAAAUAAUUUUUUUAUAAAAGUAUAUUAUUAUGAAAUUAAUUAUCUAUUAGAGUAUAUUGGUAUAAUAUAAAGUUAUAAGGGUAGAUUCAAACCAUAAUUACUUUGAGAUCAUAAUAUGCAGAUUUUGAUGCUAUAAAAGAUAAUGUAUCUUUACGGUAUUUAAACCAAUUUUUUUUGCUUAAGUUCAUAAAGAACUUUGGUAAGCAUAUAAUUUUUUUUUAGUAAAACUUGGUUAAACUGCUCGGUUGACCAACUGGUUUAGAGAGAUAUAGAGAAUCUUAAAAUUUACUGAACCAACUCUGCAUCCAUGUUUGUAUUUCUCUUCUGAUUGUCCUCUGCUGUUACCAUUUUUGUUGUUGUUGUAAAACCUCUGUUGUUACUUCUCGGACAGAGCCACAUAAAAAAAGCAAUUGUUGCAUACUCAUUCUUUUCUUCUACUUGAUUGGUUAAGUAGACUCAAGUCCAAAAUAGUUUACAAAGCUUUCAUGAGUCAAAAUAUAGACACGUAUAAACAUUAUCUUACCAACUCUACUAUUUUCUUUUUUUUUGUUUUUGGUAAAAUUUACAAAAUUAUGCUUAUCUUACCAACUCUACUAUUUUUCGUUUUGUUAAAAUUUACAAAAUUAUCUUACCGUGGAACAUGUAAAAUAUGUAAUCAUUUAUAUUUUUUAUUGUUUUCCUUUAUCCCUCAUCUUUGUUGUUGAGGAACGUUACCCCAUAGUCUAAUACUCUAAUCUCUGUUGACCUUUUUGCUCUCCUACCUUGGCUUUGUAAGAGGAAUGCCAUUGACAAUGGCCCCAGCUUUGCGCACAGCAAGGAUACCAUUGGAUCAAGCUGUGUACGAAAAGAAGAACCAAGAUGGCCAGAAUCAUCUUUCAUCUUUCAUUAUUUGUUAACACUUUUUUUAAAUCGUAACACUUCUUUCACUAACAGCGUAGUUUUUCACCUUAUAGACACACCCUUCCCAAGGUACUCUUUUCCACCAUCCAUGAGCUCAAGAGCCUCGCAGAUACCAAUGAAAGCUCCACUCGAAACGUUGACACCCCUAUACCGUUAUCAGAUAAAUAUCCAUCAAUCAUGACUUUCAUUUAUAUGAAUCCAAAUUAAUCACUAAUAAACAAUUAACGUGAGACCAAAGAACAUAUCCAAAUCAUGAAAUCUAGGUGAAGGAUCAAUGAAAACAGAACCGCCGCAAGAAUCAUCUAAACAUUAUCAAGACCAUAAUCGAUGAACGACCCUCCAUCAUCUUCUCACAAUAUGUAUUCACACUAUCUAAAGCCUAAAGGACACAACAUUGGUAUGUUUUCUAAUCUUUAUUAAGUGCAUAUAUAUAGGAGUUUACCAUAGUGUAUUGUCGUUUUGCUUCAAUGGAACACACAUGGGGCUUCUGCCGCAGAACCUUUUCGAAUUCAUGUAUAUGACACUUCAAGUACCGCUCGAUGGUUGUAAUAUCCAUAACUUACCAGGAUGACUUUCCUAGGAUCUCGAUAUAUAUAUGCCUUCCAUCUUUAUUAAUUCCACGAUUCAUUUCAGGAUAGUGCAUUAUGAUGUUCUCCAAUUCUUUGAACCUGUAAUCAUGUUCCGAGCAAUAAAGCCAAAAACGUUAUUAACUUGGGCUUGCUACUACGUACUCCUUUCUGUUACAUCUAAUGACCAAAUAUAAUAUCCAGUUACCUUUAUAAUGUGAUCUGUUCCAACUUCAUUUUUCCAUUUAAACAUGUCUUCCCAUCGUCGAGGAGGUUUACAUUUCAACGGCAUAGAUAGAAACUUGGAGGCAAGACCGCUGUCGCUGUAACAUCCUCGGAGGAAGGAGAUCUUAACUUCUGCUUUCGGAGAAUGUUGAACUCGAGGAAUUUAGAACCUCCGGUAUUCUUCAAUUUGGCGGCGACCAUAUGCUCGUGAGGUAACGAACUGAGGCAAGCAAUGUAAGUUAGCAGAAAUAGAUUAAAAAAAUUGGGAGAUGGAGAUCCAAUCGAACCAAUGUAAAGAAUCAAUCUCAUGGUCGAUGAUGAUUGAUUUAUAUAACUAGUUUGGGAGAGGGGAGAAGUUGAAGAGAGUUGAAUACUUUAAGUUCCUUAAUUUUAGAGCGCAAUAAUGGAGGAAGAUGGGUGAUGUUGGAGAUGUGUAACGAAGGUGACGAUUUGUUAACCGAAGUAAGUUUGACAGAGAUCUCGAAGAGUCGAGGACGAUGACUAUUGUAUCUGACGUGUCUACACCAUAGAUCUCCUAUUUCCACCCUGUCAUCCAACGUGUCCUCACAGGAGAGAAACAAUCUCUUCUUUAUAUAUAAAGAUUCCUUUCAAAAUGAUGUCUUGAAGUUUUUUUUUUUUUAAUACAUACAUUUUCAUUGUGUUUUUGUUAUAUAAUAAUGAUAAAUUGUAAACUUCGAAGAAACUAGUUGUGUUUUCUGAAUUUCGAUUAGCUAAAAAUGGUGAGAAAUAGUUAAUCAUAAUAAUAAUACAUCCAUAAUCAAGCUUUUAAGGACACAAGAAUUAAGAAAUCCACUUUCACCUUAAAAAGUAACACUAAAAAUAUAAAUUAAAAUUACUUUAACCAAUCAAAACUUUUUUUUUAUAAAGUCUCAUUGUUCACACGGUAUCUAAUAAAAGUAAAAUUAACAUAAAAAUAUAAAAACAUCAUUUAUUUUGAAACAUAAAAACUCUCUAAAACAUCAUGUAUUUUGGAACAGAUAGAAUAUUAUCUUUAAAAAAAACUUUGUGAGAAAUACUUGUAAGAUUGAUUCUUGAUUUCGUUCUUCUUAUAUGUACAUAAUGGACUCCAAUGAAACUAAGACCCAUGAAGUCACUAAGUAAAAUAAGUCGACAUCAUUCCCGUUUUCACAAACAAUACUUGUUAAUAGCAGUGAUUGUGUAUCUAUUUGAGUUUUAAGGCGACUGUGUGGACUCUAUUUUAAUAUUUGUGCUCCCUCUUAUAUGUAUUCCUAGUAUUUUAAUUUUUAACUAGUUUUUACCGCAUUACAUUGGACCAAAAAUGGUGCAUAUUUACAAUAUCUUGUAGAGUUUUGUCUUUUUAACAUUUAAUGUACGGGAUUGGCUGAGAUUGUGAUACUGAUACUGUGAUAAAUGCGAUGUCCAGUUAUGACCAUGGAAACUUAUCAUUUAUGUUUUUCUUCCAGUUAUGGUAAACUAUAAAUUGAGUGCAUGCUGCAUUAUUGUUUGGAAAAUAUGUCUGGAAAAGAACAACCAAUUAUUAAUCGGGUCUCUUAUUAAUCUCUAACUAGAUUAAGACCCGUGCUUUCGCGGAAUAAACAUUAUAUAUAUAAAUUAUUUUAUGUAUAAUAUGUUUUUAUAUAUUAUAAAAUAAUAAAUAUAUAUUGAAUAAUUAAAAGUCAGUAACUAUUACAUAUAUAAAUAAACUGGUGCAAACAUAUAAAUUAAUUUUAUUAAUCCAAACAAUAUUUUUUCUAUUCGAUAAGAUAUAUAAUUAAAUUUAAAUCAUAAUAACAUCCAUAGUAUAUUUUUAAUAUUAAUGUCUAUUAAAUUAUGUUUUUUACUCAUAAAGUUUUUUGAUCACUUGUAUUUUUUAUAGCAAACAUUUUAAAUUACUCUUUCAUCACCUGGCUAGCCAUCCGUGAUAGGCUCUCCACCGGUCGUCGUACAAGCAGUUGGGGUCAACCGCAGUGCUGCAUUUUCUGUGGGGAACCAGAUGAGACAAGAGAUCACAUGUUCUUUGCUUGUCCCUAUACGUUUAUGGUUUGGUUGAAAGUGACAGAGAAUCUAUUUGGAUUGGAUCCUGAUCCUGACUGGGACAUAACUCUGUCUCGUCUGCUCAUGGGUUCGUACGAUCACCUCACCUUUAUCCUUCUGAGACUGGUCUUCCAAGUGUAUGUUUACCUAAUCUAGUGUGGGCGUAAUGAAAGAAAACACAAAAGCAGCAACAAGUCAGUGGACCAGCUAGCAAAGUUGAUUGAUAAGACUGUAAGGAACCGUAUAACUUCCCUCAAGUACACUUGCAACCCGCGACUGCAGGGCCUGAUGAUCCGAUGGUUUGAAGCACACGAAAGUACAACUUAGGGGGGAUUAGUGGGAGAUUGAUUUUUAAAGAGUUGAAGAAUUUAAAGAUUCUAGUGUUAUUGGUAACAUGAUUCUUAAAGUUCUAAAAAGUUUGGUGUUAUUGGUGUGGUGAUUUUACAAUUCCAUAUAAAUCUUUUGUUAUUCAAAAAGUUAAGUAUUUUUAGAUUUUGUAAUUCUAUUAAAUUGUGGUGUUAUUGGAACAAUGAUUCAUUAUAUUUUAACUCACUACUCAAGACUUUCAAAAUACUAGACUUAACCCAUGUAUUCUCAAAGUUGAGAUGACAAAAUCAAUAAUCUCUUUAUCAAACAUGCAAAUAUAAUACGUGAGAAGCAUUAUCAAUUCCAUAUAAUCUCUUUUAUCAAACAUGCAUGUAUAUAACUAUAGAUUCCAUGCACAGUCACACUACAACACAUCAAAAUGAUAAACCUAGAAUUCUUUUAUACACUACAAUACGUUGAAUUCCCUCCACAAGCAACUCUAUUAAAACCUUGGUUUCCUCUGAAUUUCAUAGGCUAUACUGAUUUUUUUCUUUAUCACCCAUUGCAAUCUUAUGUGAAGUUAAUCAAAUAUUAGUAAGAACAUACACACAAAAAUAUUUUAUCACAAACAAACAGGUAAACAUCAAAGUUCUUGCUAGUAGUCUAAACAAAUAAAAUAAUGAAAGCAAACAUAAAUUUGAAAGUAACAAAUAUAACAAUCAAACCAUUUUAAUACAUGAUAUAAUGAAAAACAGAAAAAUAUAUCAUAAAAAAAAA